Ambispora gerdemannii is the source of this 936-nucleotide messenger RNA. The record is from the annotation of a GenBank genome assembly. NCBI's taxonomy places the organism in Eukaryota, Fungi, Glomeromycota, Glomeromycetes, Archaeosporales, Ambisporaceae.
AUGUUGACACAAACAAUUACUAAGAAUAAUUUGCCUACUUCGCAGCAAACAAGUCCUACUAGAUCACACACCACCAUUCUAACAACUUAUACAACCACUCGGGGAACUUCUGUCACAAGAUUAACUACUACCACUUUGGAUAAUUCUUCCGUAUUAGUACUUACGACUGUUGUGCCUUCAUCUGAAGUAUUAGUUAUUGCGACAACCGUUGUUGUGGUUUCACCUAAAAAAAAUGGUCGGGUACCGGUACGUAACAAUGAUGUAACGGGAGAUAAGAUCAACCUCUUCCAAAUAUGGAAAUACAAGUUCUUGGCACCUACGCCUACAGCAGCAUCUCCAGCAUCUCCGAGUAAUAUUCUUCCAAUCGACAAUAAACCUACCGUUGCUCCAAAACCUUUUUCUAGUCCAGCAGCAGCACCUACGGCUGCAACUAUACAAAACCCAUCUGAUAUUCUUCCAAGCUUCCCGCCUCCUACGAAACCGAGCUCGGGAAAUAGUAACGAUAAUCAGUCAAAGUCUCCUGUACCUGCAAGUGCUGAAAAUACAAUUAUAGUUACUUAUAAACCUACCAGGACUGAUCCUCAGACAAUUACUAAGAAUAAUUCGCAGCAAACUCAAAGUUCUAUUAAAUCACCUAAUUCCAUCACCUCUGUAAAAUAUAUUACAUCCACUUUGGCAACUUCUGCCACAAAGUCAAUUACCAUCACUUUAGAUAAUUCUUCCGUAGAAAUAAUUACGACAGUUGUGCCUUCAUCUAAAGUAUUAGUUAUUGCAACAUACGUUGUUGUGCCUUCAUCUGAAGUAGCAACAAAUAUCACUCCAAAGAAUGGGCUUUAUUCAAGCGCGAAUUCAUUUCUGUUCAUUGAUGCAAUUUUUGAAAGGAUAAUGAUGGCUUUUGUUUUCUCUUUUGGCCUAAGUUUAAUUUUUAUUCGAUGA